This is a messenger RNA of Coregonus clupeaformis (lake whitefish), 1350 nucleotides long. Its product is annotated as CD99 antigen-like. Gene Ontology annotation, biological process: homotypic cell-cell adhesion; T cell extravasation; positive regulation of neutrophil extravasation. The transcript has 9 exons. Lineage: Eukaryota; Metazoa; Chordata; Actinopteri; Salmoniformes; Salmonidae. Bases 192 to 683 code for a protein of 163 amino acids. The record is from RefSeq and is a predicted model, not a curated record.
UGAAUGCUCUUUCAUUCGUGUUGGAAAGUUGACUGCCAAUUUGUAACUGGAGAACACUCGAGUUCUGGUAGGCAAGAAGGACAGCACCGCACAUUGACACACCCUAAAGUUACCGAUUUAUUUUGACAAAAUAGCCAUAUCGAUCCAGCAUCGGAUAAUUCAGGAAAACUGUUUUUUCCUAUUCAGCAGACAUGAAAUCUUGCUUAUGGAUUGCCUUGCUUGUAACUCUGGCUAUAGGGACGAAAACACAAGACUUUGAUCUUUCUGAUGCCUUUGAUUCUGAUGACCCUAUACCAACUACUAUUCCAAAACAGCCAAAGCAACCUGCAAAGGAUCCCAGUCCAGGCGGUGGAUUUGAUCUAUUAGAUGCUCUUGGUCCAGAAGAGCCUGAGAAACCAGCUGGGAUCCCUCCUAAAGAAGGUGGAACUGAUCCCAAACCUGCCCCUCCUCCCGCACCUGUAGAUCCCAAAAAACCAGCUGGAGAAGCUGGAUCUGGUCAGAUCGCUGGCAUAGUGAGUGGAAUAGGAGUGGCCCUUCUUGGUGCUGCCUCCAUCUACUUUGCCUACCAGAAGAAGAAACUGUGUUUCAAGAUUCAGGGAGGUGUAGACCCAGAAAGUGGAAAGAACGCACAUGGAGCUCAGUCUGAUCCCCAAGUGAUGAGCAACUUGCUCAGGUCAUCUUAACUUCGAUCAGAUCAUCAUAGAGGAACUGCACCUUGAGCAAAGAAACACAUUCUUCCAUCAGCAGGUAUCAACUGUCUGCUGGGGGACUUCAGUGGGCAAAAAAAUACAAUAAAAAAAAAAAAUAUAUAUAUAUAUAUAUUUUUCAUUUGUCUUUCAUUUGGAAUUUAACAUUUGGAGAAUGUUAGUUAUAUGUUUUCUUGUUUUUUUUUGCCUUAUCUAGCUGUGUAAAGACACUUAGAUAGAUUUACAACUUGAAUACAUGUUUUUUGCAGUGAAAAUGUAUUGAUACUUUUCAUUGUAUAUUGUUCAGUACCAAACAAUUGUCUUUCAAUAUGCUGAUGUGAUUUUUCAUCACAUUCAUUACUUUUCAUUUCAUACUUUAGUAGGCCUAGCUAGUAUACAUAACUGCAUUUUACAUUUGACUGUUUACAUUGCACAUAGCUUUUGUUGUAUUUGUUUUACUUUAACUGUCUCCAUGUAUAUUCGAUUCAAUUCUGAUAGGCAGUAGGAUCCCUCGUUUCAUAAAAUGUCAGCGCUUGUUUUAAAAUAUAACCCAGGGCGAAUCUGUAGUUACACUAAUCAAAACAAACCAUGCACACAAAUGAUAAUUUUAUAACAUGGCACAUUCAUGUAAUUAUUAACUGGAUUCAAAUUUAAUAGAAGGAUU